This is a messenger RNA of Kickxella alabastrina, 1717 nucleotides long. RefSeq names its product kinase-like domain-containing protein. Bases 205 to 1266 code for a protein of 353 amino acids. Gene Ontology annotation, molecular function: protein serine/threonine kinase activity; ATP binding. Gene Ontology annotation, biological process: protein phosphorylation; intracellular signal transduction. The record is from RefSeq and is a predicted model, not a curated record. NCBI's taxonomy places the organism in Eukaryota, Fungi, Kickxellomycota, Kickxellomycetes, Kickxellales, Kickxellaceae. The transcript has a single exon.
GACUGGUAUGUGCAGAACCUGCCAUUCACACACACCAUAAAGCAUUUAAUUAAUUAAUUAAUUAAAUGUUUGUUUGGAAUAAAUCUGUUACAAUUUUUUUUAAUAAAAAUUAUAAUAUUGUAGGUAGUCGCAGUCAAAACUUUGCAAACGCAGCAAACCAAUGCGCCCAGAAGUAACCCUGCGUCACCCUCGUCCUUCGUCGGAAUGCUCAGCCGUCGAGUGCUAGAGGAACUCGGAAUCGCCGUAAACGUGAAGCACGAGAACAUCAUACGGACGUUCCAAGUGAUUGUCGAGUCCGACUACAAAUGCUACCUAAUAAUGGAGGCAUGCGCGACCGAUCUCCUGACUCUAAUCCAAAGCCACUCAGCCGCCAGAAACACAGUUACCACGAGGGGCGGGGUAGAAGGAAGCUUUUUGUCAGACAACAUGGUGAACAACUAUUUUGCUCAGCUCGUUCGCGGAGUCCAACACCUGCAUGGCCUAGGGAUUGGGCAUAGGGACUUGAAACUGGAUAACGUGUGUGUGACGGAGAAUGGUGUUUUGAAAAUUGUCGAUUUCGGCUGUGCCACUUUAUUUCGGCGGCGACAGCCAGCUCAGCAGCAGGCUCAGCAAAAUCGGAGUUCCGAUGCGUGCACUUCAUUGGCGGAGGGCCACCAAUAUCAUAAGCACAAAAACGCACAUUAUCGCGCGGCGCCUUACUCGGUGACAAGGCCGAGGCAAACUGCAGCGACUGUACCAGAAUCAGUAAAUCCGGAUGUCUAUCAUUACGCUGAGACCUUUUCCUCGGGUGUCUGUGGUUCUGAUCCGUACAUGGCACCGGAGAUAUUCCAGGACACGAAUUACAGCGCGCCAAAGGUGGAUAUUUGGGCGCUGGCGAUUAUGUACUUUGCUAUGUGCCAUUUGCAAUUCCCCUGGGCUGCCGCCCAGCCAUCCCGUGAUCCACGGUAUGCAAACUUUGCGCGUAAUUCGGGUGCGUUUUUUGAUACUUGGUUUCCCACCAAGGAAAGUACAUGGUCGUCGCGGGUGAGCUUUUUGGCUACGCAAAAAAUAAACAGCUGCAAUAAUGAUGGUGGCGGUGGUAGAAUGCAGGGCAGCACGGUUGCGGAUACGGGUGCGGCGUGUCGGGUAAGAGAUAUUAUCGGUCGGAUGUUGGAUCCCAAUCCGGAAGUUAGGGCGGACAUUGAGGAGAUUGCGGCCGACCCAUGGUUUCUGUCAUUGGGUGCUGUGGCGAUCAAACCCGCAGCAAAAAACCGCCUAAAAAUUUAAAAUAUAACAAAAAAAAGAACUCAACAAUUAUUAUAAACUUUUUUUUUUACCCACAGGUGUGUCUUUUCGGAGCACCGCAGCAGUAUUAGUACAAGCAAUUACUUUUGAAAGACAGUUAAGACAAUCAAGGGGGUUUUCCUUUUUUAUUUUGCUGUUUACUGUUUGAGAAAAUUAGGCGUCAAGGGGGGCGGGAAGGAGGGGGGAGCGUGCAGGCAAGAAUAAAUAAAUAAAGAAAAGAUAUUAGUAUAAAUAAACAAUUAUUUUCUGCGUGGACCCGCGCGUAUUACGUGGAAGAAAAAUGAACUAAAAAAAGGCUUGCAUGUGUUAAAAUAUUUUUUCUUCUAAUUUAAAAAGAAUAAUUAGAAUUUUUUUUCGUGCAUGUGUGGCACAAACAUAAUUUUGAAGAAAAAUUCAAGCAAUGGAUUGUUCCUUUGUGGAAGCACAAAGAAGC